UAUUGUCACUGACAGUCGGAUUAUUCCUCAGCAGCAGCAGCAGCCUCUUCCUCCGCUCUCCGGCGGACAUGCGGACUCUCGGGGCGGAUCUAUGAUUCCCGCAGCAUCGCGGCUUCUCUGCACGGGUUCUGAUCCAGAGAUGUUGCCACGCCUUCACACCUGAUCCGUCAGAUUGAACAAGAAACGGGAUAAAAACGAUACUUCCCCUUCCACCAGUCUGACCAGUCUGACCAGUCUAGUUCCAUCAUCCAGACCUGGAACCCAGCUGUUGUUUUUCCGGGGCUUUCCAUUGUUCCUCAGCGGGUUCUUCAGAGGUUCCCCGUGGUGUUCUGCUCAGCUCCUCUCGCCUUGGCGCCUUGAACCUUCAUGCGUCUCUUAGCGGCAGACUCCGCCCACCACGCCGCCGCCGCCGCCCGGACCAUGAGCUGUGAACAGGAGUUUGGAGACGGGGCCAUGGCGGUCACGCUCACGCUUCGCCUCCUCAUGCAUGGAAAGGAAGUUGGGAGUAUUAUUGGAAAGAAAGGAGAAACCGUGAAGAGAAUACGAGAAGAGAGCGGCGCCAGGAUCAACAUCUCUGAGGGUUCCUGUCCGGAGAGGAUCAUCACCAUCACCGGUCCGACAGACUGCGUGUUCCGAGCUUUCACCAUGAUCACCUUCAAACUGGAGGAGGACCUGGCGGCGCUGGUAGCUAACGGCACGGUGACCAGCAAACCUCCGGUCACGCUGCGGCUCGUCAUCCCGGCCAGCCAGUGCGGCUCGCUCAUUGGCAAAGGAGGGUCAAAGAUCAAGGAGAUCAGAGAGACAACAGGUGCGCAGGUUCAGGUGGCCGGCGACCUUCUCCCCAACUCCACGGAGAGAGAGGUGACGAUAUCCGGAGGGCAGGAUGCCAUCAUCCAGUGUGUGAAGCUGAUCUGCACGGUAAUCCUGGAGUCUCCACCGAAAGGAGCAACCAUUCCAUACCGGCCUAGUCCAAGUCCAGGAACGGUGCUGCUGGCAGGAAACCAGGUGUUCGAGGCCUCGGACUUCGGAUCUCACCCGCUGUUCUCCAUGGCUCAGGGCGGAUUGGACCUGCAGCAGACGUACGCGGUUCAGAGCCACUACGGCAUUCCACAUUCAGAGUUAGUGAAGCUGCAGCAGCUGUCCAUGCAGCAGCAGGGCCUGGCGUCCAUCAGCCAGGCGGCCACCGUCCUGUCCGGAGCGGUGGAAGCGAAUUCCCAAACCACGUCUCAGGAGCUCCUCAUUCCGAACGAUCUGAUUGGAUCAAUCAUCGGUCGCCAGGGAACCAAAAUAAAUGAAAUCCGGCAGGUGUCUGGGGCUCAGAUCAAGAUCGGCAGUCAGAUCGACAGCAGCAGCGACCGCCAUGUGACCAUCACCGGCACGCCGAUCGCCAUCAACCUGGCUCAGUAUUUAAUCACCUCAUGUUUAGAGACCGCCAAAUCCACCGCCCAGUCCUCCUCCAUGUCGUCUCCCGUUGACCUGACCAUGAGCUUCACCCAGCCCGCCCCCCCCGCCUCCCCGCCUCGUCCUCCUCCCUCCUCCUCCCCCUCGGCAGCGAUGGGUGCUGCACUGCCCCACGCUCCGAUCCUGGGCGCCCCCUACGCCCUUCCCCUCUCCAGCCUCCUGGGAGUGAAAUCCAUCCCCUACCUGGCACUGUCCACCCCUCCCGCCUCCGCAGCAGCAACGGCGGCGGUUCCCGUCCCGGCUCACGCGGCGGCCGCGCUGGCGUCCUACACGGCCAAGAUCUCCUCCGCCAAUGGGAUGAAGAAGCCGGAGAGACAGAAGUUUUCUCCGUACUGA
This is a messenger RNA of Xiphophorus maculatus (southern platyfish), 1797 nucleotides long. It is a transcript of the gene pcbp4, whose product is annotated as poly(rC)-binding protein 4-like. Gene Ontology annotation, cellular component: nucleus; cytoplasm. Gene Ontology annotation, biological process: negative regulation of mRNA splicing, via spliceosome. Gene Ontology annotation, molecular function: mRNA binding. Lineage: Eukaryota; Metazoa; Chordata; Actinopteri; Cyprinodontiformes; Poeciliidae. The record is from RefSeq and is a predicted model, not a curated record.